GAUUCACAUCUUGAAUAUCCUAAAACCCCUGUUAAACCCAGUCCUAGCCUUCUAGGGUUCCAUUUCUCUGUUGAAUCCAUCAAUGGCUACUCUUAGAUACCUCCUCUCCAGAGCCUCAUCAAAACCUCUCCCUAACUCCCUCCAUUCCAGCACUACAAUUUCCCGGCUCUUAACAACUAUACACUCUUUCAUUUCCCAGCACCAUCGGAAUUCCAGAUGUUUCUCCUCCGCCCAGGAUUACAGUCAGGACUCUGAUUCCUCUAUUGCUGCCGCUUUAAAUAUCGAUCGCCGCAUUCCCGCCACUAUCAUUACCGGAUUUCUAGGCUCCGGAAAGACCACUCUUUUGAAUCAUAUAUUGACAGCUCAGCAUGGGAAACGGAUUGCUGUGAUUGAGAAUGAGUUUGGAGAGGUUGAUAUUGAUGGUUCAUUAGUUGCUAGUCAUUCAUCAUCUAAUGAGGACAUUAUCAUGGUCAAUAAUGGCUGUCUAUGCUGCACUGUGCGUGGUGAUCUCGUUAAAAUGCUUUUGGAGUUGGUCAAGACUAAGCGAGACAGAUUUGAUCAUAUAGUUAUUGAGACCACAGGCCUAGCUAAGCCAGGUCCUGUGAUUGAAACAUUUUGCUCUGAUGAACUGGUUUCAACCCAUGUGAAACUUGAUGGAGUUGUUACUUUGGUUGACUCCAAACAUGCCAUGCAGCAUUUACUUGAGAUCAAACCCAGAUUUGUGGUGAACGAGUCUGUGGAUCAAGUUGCUUAUGCAGAUCGAAUUAUCUUGAACAAGAUUGAUUUGGUUUCUGAGGCUGAGCUGGAGGAAUUAACAAAGAAAAUUAAGCAUAUCAAUGGGGUGGCACAAAUAAAGAGAGCUAAAUUUGGAGUAGUUGAUAUGGACUUUGUUCUGGGAGUUGGAGGCUAUGACCUUGACAGAAUCGAUUCAGAAGUUCAGUCAGAAGGCUCUCAUUGUGACCAUCACCAUGAAGAUGGCCAUGGACAGCACAAGCAUGAUCAUGUACAUGAUUCAGCUGUCACCAGCGUCAGUAUUGUUUCUGAUGGAACCUUAGAUUUAGAUGAGGUUGAUGAUUGGCUUGAAAGACUUGUAGAGGAAAAAGGCGAUGACCUAUACAGAAUGAAAGGUGUUUUAUCUGUGAGCGGUUCUGAAGAACGCUAUGUAUUUCAGGGUGUACACUCUGUUUUAGAUGGCUGCCCAGGCAAGACAUGGGGCCCAGAUGAGAAACGAAUAAACAAGCUUGUGUUUAUAGGCAGGAAUCUCGAUGAAACUGCACUGAGAAAAGGUUUCAAAGGCUGUUUAGUGUGAACACAGGCUGUCAGGUAUUAUUCUCACGAAAUCUAUUUUCGGUUGAUAUGUUCCAACUGUGGAAAGAUUUCAUGCUGAAGAUUCAGUGCAUUUUGGUUUCGAGUUUUACCCUCUUGCCUUCCUGUAUACAAAGAAUUCAGUGGGGAAAGAUGCACUUGUAGCCCUGAUUUAGUCGUUUUUUAGUCAUCCCCACUUAGAAGCCCCUCACUGAAUUGUAGAUGUGUAGGUAUACCAUACCUAUAAAGUCUUUGUAGUACGUAGCCUGUGGCAUUUUCUGUUUGGUUUCCAUUUCAAUGCUAUAAACAUUAAGCAGC
This is a messenger RNA of Ipomoea nil (Japanese morning glory), 1623 nucleotides long. RefSeq lists its product as uncharacterized. Gene Ontology annotation, cellular component: cytoplasm. Lineage: Eukaryota; Viridiplantae; Streptophyta; Magnoliopsida; Solanales; Convolvulaceae. The transcript is spliced from 10 exons. The coding region runs from base 83 to 1309 and encodes 408 amino acids. The record is from RefSeq and is a predicted model, not a curated record.